UUUAAAGUAUUGUUGAAAAAUAGUAUAGUGUAUUCGGUAUUUUUGGGCUUUAAAUCGCAAAGAAUUGUUUAUUUUCAUUAAUUAAUGUUAUGUGGCUCUAAUAAUAUAUAUUUCUAAAAUUAGUACUUAAGUAUAAAACAAACAUUUUGGUUUAAAGUGCAUUUAAAGCCAGUUUUGAAAUAUAGUUGCUAAAUAUGUCAUUCUGUAUUUGUUUACGCCAGAUUUUAUUUAUUUUUGCGUCAAUAAAUGCCAUAUAUUUAAGUGUAUUUAUUGCAGAAUGUGAAAGCAAAACUGAACAAACUCAAGGUCUGGUAAACAUCCCUGUGGGUGGUAAUUUUACUACAAAGUGUUUUUCAAGUGACAAAAAUUCGACAUGGAAGUUCAAAGAAAAAAUCUUUGAUUUAAAUACAAGAUCAUCCGUAUCCACAGAAAAAAAUGAUAAUAACACCAAUGAGAUAUCAGAAAGGCAAGAAAUGUAUCAAAUAACGUUAUUUAUAUCAAAUAUACAAAUUUCGGAUGAAGGCUUGUAUACUUGCGAAUCCAUUGAAACUGGAUUAAUUACAAAAAUAUUCAUUCAGCCAUAUUUGAAACCACAUAUUAGAGAAGUAAAUGGACUAAAAGUGAAACAAAAAAUUGGAAAUCCGGUAAAAUUUUUUUGUGUUAUUGAAAUCUAUCCUCAAAAUUUGACAUUACAAAAACAACUUAAAUGGUUAAAAGAUGAAAAUGUAUUUGAUUUUCUCGAUCAAUCUUCAAAUAUAGAGAAAAUAAAUAUAACUCAUGUGAAUUUUACUCUAGAAUUAACAGAGGUUUAUAAAAAGGAAAAUGGCUCUUACGCAUGUGUUGUUUAUGCGUCAAAUGGUGAAGAAAUAACAAGGAAAAAUAUUGCUUUAUUGGUAAUGGAUGAGCCCAAAGUAAACAUUGAAUAUGUUAAAUCAGUAGGAGCUGGUAAAAUUUAUUUAAAUUGGACAGUUAAUAAUGGAAAUGAUCCAGUUCAGAAAUACUUUAUUCAAUACUUGCAAGAAGGAAAUCCUGAACUUAGAUAUUACAAAGACAUAAUUGGUGGUGGUAAUACGUCAUAUGUUCUCGAAAAUUUUUUUCCCAACACGAGUUACAUUUUACGUAUAUCGGCUAAGAAUAGUAUUGGUAAUGGAGACGCUUUCCAAUAUCCAUUUCCAGUAAGAACAUUAGAAAAGGACCCCAUUUUUAUACCAAAGGUAAAAACUACAGGAAGUACAGCAUCCACAAUAACUAUCGGAUGGGAUCCUCCACCUUUAGACUUAAUACCAUAUGUACAGUACUAUGAGCUUGUGGUAUCGGAGGCUGGCGAUGUUCCAAAAAUAGUUGAAGAAGCUGUAUAUCAGCAAAAUUCCAGGAAUCUUCCUUACAUGUUCGAUAAUUUAAAAACUGCAACGGAAUACGAGUUUAAAGUCCGUGCGUGCUGUGAUUUAACGAAGUUGUGUGGCCCUUGGUCAGACAUCGUUAACGGAACUACAAUGGAUGGUAUUGCUUCCAAACCUACAAACCUACAGGUUUUAUGCAUUAAUAAUAAUGUGUCAAAGAUAAAUACUGUAGAUGUCGCUUGGAUGCAUCCGGAGAAACCAAACGGAAAAGUAAUUUCCUAUCAAAUACAAUUGGAGGGAGUAGCUACUUAUAAAUUAAAUGGAAAAACUCAUAAUGAGACAUGGGGUCCAAAAAUAAGACGAAUUGAUGAGCCCAAUUAUCACACCACAUAUGAUGGUGUAGUUCCAAAUACAAAUUACACUGUCACAGUAUCAGCAAUAACCCGCCAUCGAAAAACAGGAGAAUCAGCUAUUGGAAAAUGUACAAUGCCUGUUUCAGUGCCUGAAUCAAUAAGUCGUAUCAUGUGGACUAAAGUACGCAUAAACAGUGAAAAAUGUGUUCUCAAGGCAUUUAUACCUAGAGUUAGUGAAAGAAAUGGGCCAAUAUGCUGUUAUAGAUUAUAUUUAAUACGAAUGAAAAAUAAUAAUGCAGAACUGCCGCCUCCAAGUAAACUUAAUAUCUCCAAUUAUCAUGAAGUACAUGGUCCAAAUAAUACAAUGGGAGGUGUGUACCUUGCCGAAAUGUUUUCAGGUAACAAUUUUAAAUCAGAAAUAUUUCUUGGCGAUGGAAAGCGUUAUUUUGAACACGAUGGCUUAAAAGCAGAUGAUAUGGAUAAGGAUUGUAAUCAAUGUGUGGAUGAAAAACUUUAUUCAGAGAAAACUCCAUUAAAUCUUCCGGCAUUUAAUACAAUUUCUUUAAACUAUUCUGUAUCAAGUGACAACGAUGGAAACAUGGGAACAAAUCUAACUGAGGAAUCAUCGCAAAUCCUUGCUACGAAAAAAAUUAGUAAUUUUAAAGUAAUGAACGGAAAUGGCGAGAAUUUUGCAAGCACUAAAGCAUCAAACGAAAGAGUAGCAUUAAAGGGUGCAUAUGAAGUAUAUGAUGGUGAAAUUGAUAUGAACAGCAACUAUACUGGAUAUCUGGAAGUUAUAGUCCGGAACGAAACUUCAUUUUUAAGAGCCUACAGUAACUAUUUUGAAGUUAUUACACCAGGCAUUUCAGCGGAACAAUUGUUUAUUCAAGAUGAUGUAGCUGCAAUAUUGAAUAUAGUAAUUCUGUUUCUGGCAAUUUUAAUUGGAAUUGUAUUGGUGUUUUUACUGAUAUUAUGUUUCGUUUACCGAGUGAAUACCAAAAAUACUGGAAGCGCAGAGGAAGUUAUUAGUUUAAGAGAUUCUUUAAGCCGGGUGCUUUUUGGCGGUAGAGCAAAUAGCCACAGACAUUUCAUUGGAACUGCUAAUGGAAAAGUUGCUGACAUUGGACCUAUACAUAAAUCGGAUUUAUAUAUGGCAUAUAAAAAUCGACACAAAGAUACGGAUUAUGGAUUUUUACGAGAGUAUGAAAUGCUACCAAAUCGUUUUAGUGAUAGAACUACGAAAAAUUCGGACUUAAAAGAAAAUGGACCUAAGAAUCGAUAUCCUGAUAUUAAAGCUUACGACCAAACAAGAGUAAAACUAUCGCAAAUAAAUGGCAUUCAUGGAUCUGAUUACAUCAAUGCAAAUUUUGUGAUUGGUUACAAAGAAAGAAAAAAGUUCAUUUGUGCACAAGGACCCAUGGAUUCCACCAUAAAUGAUUUUUGGCGAAUGAUAUGGGAACAACACUUAGAAAUUAUUGUAAUGUUAACUAAUCUUGAGGAAUAUAAUAAAACAAAAUGUUCAAAAUAUUGGCCUGAAAAAAUUAUGGAUUUGAAACAAUAUGGAGAUAUUACUGUCAAAUUUGUUUCAGAAAAAAAGAAUGGUGAUUAUUUAGUCAGGUCCUUGGACAUAUUUAAGAGAAAUUCUGUCAAUGAGGAGGAAGAAGAAAGCAGACAGAUUACACAAUAUCAUUAUUUAGUUUGGAAAGAUUUUAUGGCGCCUGAACACCCACAAGCGUUAAUAAAGUUUAUUCGCCAUAUAAAUGCAGUGUAUUCAGUACAGCGCGGUCCAAUAUUAGUUCAUUGCAGUGCUGGCGUAGGGCGAACUGGUACAUUGGUAGCAUUAGACUCUUUAUUACAGCAGUUAGAUGAAGAGUCCCAAGUUUCAAUUUUUAAUACUGUUUGUGACCUACGCCAUCAACGAAACUUUCUUGUACAGUCUUUGAAACAAUACAUAUUUUUGUAUCGAGCUUUAUUAGAUACUGCACAUUUAGGCAUUACCGAAAUAAAUGCUGUUGGUUUGUCAAAUGCGAUUGAAAAUCUUAAAUCAAAAGCUGAAGACGAAAGAGAAAAGUGCAAAUUGGAAAUAGAGUUUGAAAAACUGCAGACAAUAAACGAUGAAACUAACAAAUCAUGUUCUGUGGGAAGCAGCGAACACAACUUGUUAAAAAAUAGAAGUGAUCUGGUUAUUCCUUAUGAUCGGAAUCGGGUUAUCUUGUCACCACUACCACAUAAGGAAAAUUCAACUUAUAUAAACGCAUCAUUUAUUGAAGGAUAUGAUAACUCCGAAAACUUUAUUAUCACUCAAGAUCCGUUGGAAAAUACAAUAGAAGAUUUCUGGAGAAUGGUAUCGGAGCAAAGCAUUACUACUAUAGUUAUGUUAUCUGAGAUUGGCGAAGGAACUAGAAGAUGUCCUCGAUACUGGGCAGAUGAUGAAAUUCAAUUCGAACACAUUCUUGUGAAAUACAUGCAAAGUGAAAGUUGCCCUUAUUAUACUAGAAGAGAAUUUAAUGUAACAAAUUGUAAAAUCAAUGACACUAUACAUGUCACACAAUUUCAAUAUAAUGGAUGGCCAACGGUAGAAGGAGAAGUACCAGAAGUUUGUCGUGGUAUAAUAGAAUUAGUUGAUCAAGCAUUAAGUCACCACAGCAAAGAAAAAAAUGUUGGUUGCAAAUCUCCCCUUACUGUUCAUUGCAGUUUUGGCACAGAUCGAAGUUCUAUAUUUGUUGCUAUGUGUAUAUUAGUACAACAGUUAAGGACUGAAAAAUGUGUGGACAUUUGCACAACUACCAGGAAAAUUAGGUCGCAAAGACCACGGCUUAUUGACACUUACGCACAAUACGAGUUCCUACAUAGAGCUAUAGUCAACUACGCAGAUCUUCAUAAGUUAUCCGAAUAAACAUGUCCCAGGAGAAGUCAUUGACAUCAAUUAUAUAAGGAGCCAUAUUUUGCAUAUUAAAAAGCUACUAUUUAAGAACUUCUAACCACAUAUUGUAUAAAAUGUCUUAAGUUAAUUUUGUAAAAUUACCAUAAUAUAUUCUACAUUAUUGUAGAUAACAUACAUACAUAAUAAGCAAGUAACCAAAGGACAAUUGAGUGUAAAAUUUUAUAUGUAAAUCUAAUAAAAAUGUUUGAUACCA
Messenger RNA from Lucilia sericata (common green bottle fly), 4830 nucleotides. It is a transcript of the gene Ptp69D, whose product is annotated as tyrosine-protein phosphatase 69D. Gene Ontology annotation, molecular function: protein binding; protein tyrosine phosphatase activity. The record is from RefSeq and is a predicted model, not a curated record. The coding region runs from base 195 to 4589 and encodes 1464 amino acids. The transcript is spliced from 12 exons. Gene Ontology annotation, biological process: protein dephosphorylation. Lineage: Eukaryota; Metazoa; Arthropoda; Insecta; Diptera; Calliphoridae.